UUACUUUUUCACACAUUUUUCAAAUUUGUUGUCUAUUUUUGUUGUCGUUUUUGAAUGAAAUGUGUUUUAACGGCAUUUACUGUUAAAAAAUUGAAUUAAUUAAGUGGUAAUUGUGUUGAUUGUAUCGGUCAAUGAGUGUCCGCAAAAUGUAUGGUUCAAGACGUCCGCCGACGACCACUACUCGAUCGCCAUACGAGUCGUCGACAACUAGUUUUCGGUCACAACUGAGCCAAUUGGCGGCCAAUCAGAGCGCCAAUCAAUCGUUUGACACUUCGCUCAACAGUUCAUCAUAUAUGAGACAAUUCAAUGUAUUGGACACAUCGGUCAACAUUUCAGCCAAUAAUCGGUUCAAUCAGUCACUGCAGUUGUCCAGUCAAACAACAACUUCACAUUUACUUAAAUCCUACCAAACAUUACUACCUGUGCUCGUCAUUGAGGCCAUCUCUUCGGAUGUGUUUUCGUUGGGAUCACUGAGUGUGAAGAUGUCUCCUGAGGGCUGGGCAUGGCUUGUAUGCGGUCGACGACUAUUUGUCUGGAAAUACAAACAGGACGACAGUAGCAGAAGCUGUAGUUGCUAUGAACUUCAAUUACCACCGAGUGAUUUGUCACACAAUGCAGAUCUAGUGUGUGUUUUGGACAGAACUCAAAAGUCACAGUCGAUUCCCUCUACCAUUGCUGUCACUCCCGAAGGAAUUGUUAGAUAUUGGCCUAACAUUGCAUAUGAAGAACACUCUAUAGAGACGACAGCCAUUGACCUGCAGGGACAGGAAUGUAUAUCGCUUACAGACAUUGAACCAUACGGUUACAUAUUAGGCACAACCACCAGUUCCUUAGUUCAUAUAACAGUUAAUGUAAUUGAUGGUCAAAACACAAUCAAUUGUAGGUUAUUGAAAGUACCACAAGGAGUGUUAGCUGGCUUUGGGCGUAAGGUCUCAUCGCUAUUGUUUGGCUCAAUGCCGGCCACACUAUCAUCAGAAACAAAACAAUUGUUUAAAGUGGUUCGCAGUCAUUCAUCAAAUUUAUCGGAUGAGCACUACAUUUGGGUGCUCUCCAGUGUUUCCGCACAGAAAUGGCAUAUAAUUGAUGACAACACAGAAAGACUAAUUGUGGACAUGGACUUAGAGAGACCCGUCAAAGACUCAUUUCUCGACAAAGUUUGGAACCGGGAGACCACUCAUCCAAACCAAUUGAAGAUAUGGCUCAUCGAUAUUGGAUUUACUAAAUCUGAUGAAUUGGUUUUAUUAGUGGCCGGACUUAAUGCCGAAGUCUCGAACCAACUAUAUUAUGCUGUCAUUACAUUUAGUGAUCUAAAUAUCAGACCCGAGACCAACAUAUUAUUUAAUUCAUUUACUGUUUUACGUAAUCACACGGUUUGCUAUACAGAAGAGGAUGAGGAACACCUUCUUAAUCUUCAUCUGCUGUCCGGAGCAUUCAAUAACCAAUGGGUUUAUAUCUAUAGUAAUACACAAAUGUUAUGUCUUAAACUCGGAAGCGAUAAUAUAGAUCUAAUUGAUUUCAAUUCACGAGACGACGGUAUUUUAGGAGCUGGUAUUUGUGAUGGAUUUCCUUUGUUGUUCACCCAUAAAGAUGCUCUCCUAUCGAUUAUUCCUCCCAAACCAGAUAUAAGUGAUGUAAUGGAUGUGCAAACCAUUGAUGAGGAUAUACUACCAACGGAUGAUAGCAUUCAUUCGAUGGCGCAAAGUCAGUACAUGCCUUCAGCGACAGAUUCUGUAGAAAACAAUGCUCUCAACGACGAUAACGUUGGAGUCAUGAUCUCUAAUGAUGUGCUGCAAACAGAUCAACGUUUGGCCGAAACCGAUGCACUCAAUCAAACUACCGGCGAAACCAACUUCAUUGAGAAUGAGCCGCAACUCAAAUGGUUACAUGAGAUCCAUUUGGACCGUUUCGAUGAGGCCUCGGAAACGCUGAAAAACUUAGCGCUCGACGAGAAAAACAUGAGUCGCAAGAAAACAUUGCUAAGCUUAAGCAAACUGUCGGCACUGGCAGCUGGUCUAACCGUUCCCGACGAGAUUGACAUGCAAUUAGAACUUAUUCUUCAUCAGGAAUGUCUGCCACAAGAAAUUAAAUCCAAUAACCAAUUGGAUAUCAACUCUAUAGAUGAAGUGCCACAAGAAUUAAUUGAAAUCUAUUCGAGCGAAACAAACGCUGAAUUGGUUUCAAUGUAAUUGUUUUUGUUAUAUAUAUUUUUUUGCACACAAUUAUUGAUUAAUGCGAU
This is a messenger RNA of Oppia nitens, 2236 nucleotides long. RefSeq names its product nuclear pore complex protein Nup133-like (gene Nup133). The coding region runs from base 132 to 2186 and encodes 684 amino acids. Gene Ontology annotation, cellular component: nuclear pore outer ring. The record is from RefSeq and is a predicted model, not a curated record. The transcript is spliced from 8 exons. Lineage: Eukaryota; Metazoa; Arthropoda; Arachnida; Sarcoptiformes; Oppiidae. Gene Ontology annotation, biological process: protein import into nucleus; transcription-dependent tethering of RNA polymerase II gene DNA at nuclear periphery; poly(A)+ mRNA export from nucleus. Gene Ontology annotation, molecular function: protein binding; structural constituent of nuclear pore.